UGGCGCAGUCAGUCAUCGUGUGCAAGUUUGUGUUGAGAGAGUUCAGUGGUGUUGAGUUUGAAAAUUGUUUGCAUUGUUAUGACUUCAACUUAUGAGACUGGGAGCGGGCCGGGAUUUGCCGAUAUUGAUAUAAAUCUUUAAAAGACUCAGCCCUGCUCUGCCACCUAGAGCGAUAUCAGCCAACUGUUAAUACCAGCGACUGCCGUCGGCGGCGCCACUGUCGCCGAUGGAGGAGCUGCAGGCGGCCACGGCGCCCUCUGCGCCGACGGAGGAGCGGCCGCGCAGCCGGGUAGCUCUGGUGCUGGCCUCGGUAACCGGCGUGGCCGCUGUGGGGCUCACCGCCGUCAGCUGGCCGUUCGUGGCGCCCGCCUUCAGAAAGGUGUGCCUGCCGUACGUGCCAGCCACCACGGAGCAGGUCACUAACGUGCUGCGCGCGCUGAAGGGUCGCUCCGGGCCUCUGGUGGAUCUCGGCAGCGGCGACGGGCGCAUUGUGAUCGCGGCGGCUGCGGUCGGUUUCCGCAGCGUGGGAGUCGAGCUGAACCCGUGGCUGGUGCUGUUCUCACGGCUCUGGGCUCGCCGGGAGGGUCUCUCUCCGAUGGCGUCUUUCCGGCGGGCUGACCUGUUCUCUCAGGACUUGACCCAGUACCAGAAUGUGGUCAUAUUCGGCGUCAAACAAAUGAUGCCGCGGCUGGAGAUAAAGCUGGCACAGCAGCUGCCGGUGACGGGAUGCGUGAUCGCCUGUCGCUUCCCCCUACCCACCUGGAGACCUUCGUACGUGAUCGGCGAGGGGGCAGACGCCGUCUGGGUCUACUUCCGACCGGGUAUGGAGGACGAGGAGCUUCCACCUUCGCCCCCACCGCCGGGUAGGGAGAGGUAGCCGGGUGGGGUGAUGGGUGUUUGUAUCGCUGCCGGUUCUUAGAGCGGAUGUAGGGUAGUGUGGUGCGACUGAAGUCUAGUCGAGAGUCGGUAUACGAGGUGUGGCUAAAAAGAAACCGGACUGCUCGUGCUGGGCAUAAAGUAGGGGGCCGAAGACUAGCGAGACACUUGACAUUAAUCUUUAUCAUAUUGUGGUGAUGUGUGCCAAAUGGCAUCUCGAUAUCGCUAUUAUUCUUCUUUCCACAGAUCUUUGUUUUAUCGAUGUUCGGCGGCCUUGUCACCGCCAGGUUUCUACAAUGAGCUUCGAAAAAAAGAAGGAACAUGACGUUCCUUGCCAGACUCAACAGAGACGCUGAAUCUGUUCAAGGCUUUAAUGUUAUGUUUGGUCAUAUGUCACAUGCAAGUGUUUGAAAGGGUUACGAGGUUCAGCACUGGUCGUGAGGAUGUCGGUGAUGACCCCAAGGUCUGGAGGUCCAUCAACGUUCGCGCGCAUGUCGAAGUCGAGGGUGGAGACGAAAUUGAUCGUCUUUUUCGAUCAUAGGGGAUUCGUUCACCGUCAGUUCGUGCUGGAGGUGUACCACAGUCGACCAGCAUUUCUACAAGGAAGACCCGGGACGCCUCAUUUCACGAGUCAGGCGCACCAAGUGGAAUUUCUGGGAAGCCAAGAUCUGGGUGCUCCAUCACGACAACGCUCCCGUGCAUUCUGCCAUUAGCGUCAAAUCGUUCUUUGCCAAAAAGCAGGUCGCGGUGCUCAAGUACCCUCUUAUUUGUCAGACCUACCUCCCUGUGACUUUUGGCUGUUCCUUUAAAUGAAAAAGGUUGUCAAGGGAACCCAUUUUGAAUCGGUCGAGGACAUCCAGACCAGAGUGACCAGCGUCAGCGUCUUCGAUAAAACAAAGAGCCGUGGAAAGGAGAAUAAUAGUGAUAUCGAGAUGCCGUUUGGCACACAUCACGACAAUAUGAUAAAUAUUAAUGUCAAGUGUGUCGCUAGUUUUCGGGCCCCCUACUUUAUGGCCAGCACGAGCAGUCCGGUUUCUUUUUAGCCACACCUCGUAUGCUGUCAGUGCGAACUUGUGAAUGGUCAGCUCUACGGAGGAUGAUAGAGAUUUUGAUGGGUAUGUUUUUGGGUCGAGAUUUGAGUGAUUCAGGUGCGGGAAGAGUUGGUGGUACUGAUUUCGGAAGUUGCUGUUAAUGUGCUGAUGUUGACGAACUGAUGUGACAAUACAUUUAAAGGCUUA
This is a messenger RNA of Amphibalanus amphitrite, 2114 nucleotides long. Its product is annotated as ATP synthase subunit C lysine N-methyltransferase-like. The transcript is spliced from 5 exons. The coding region runs from base 227 to 877 and encodes 216 amino acids. NCBI's taxonomy places the organism in Eukaryota, Metazoa, Arthropoda, Thecostraca, Balanomorpha, Balanidae. Gene Ontology annotation, molecular function: protein-lysine N-methyltransferase activity. Gene Ontology annotation, cellular component: mitochondrion. The record is from RefSeq and is a predicted model, not a curated record. Gene Ontology annotation, biological process: peptidyl-lysine trimethylation; regulation of mitochondrial ATP synthesis coupled proton transport; positive regulation of proton-transporting ATP synthase activity, rotational mechanism.